AUGGACACAGCUGGUGUCAUAACGGCUACGACCACUUCAUCGUCAGACAUCAUCGUAAAUGUCGAGUCCAAUUUGCUCGAACUCCCUGCCGAAGUCCGACAGAUUGUUCACCGAGAACUCUUCCAGGAAGCCAACGUCGAAAUCAGAAUCUACAGAAACCAGCUCCGGUUGUGCGAUAACAAGAUCACCAGUAUUCUAAGGGUCAAUCGGCUGUUGCGAGCAGAAGCGUUGCCGAUAGCGCAUGGCACAGUACUCUUCCAUGGCAAAGCGAAAGCUUUCCAGAGGCUACAUACGUUGGCUAAAGGGUACGGCGGGCUUGUCGAUAGCAGUAAGCUCGCAAAAGUGAGGAUGAAUUGGAAUCGAUGGAACUGGACUGAAUGUGAUCCCUUUCCAUGGAUUGCCGGAUGGAUUGAACAGUCACGAAUGUUGCAGGAGAUCAAUUAUGAGAUUAGAAGUCCACUUCCACCGAGGGCCGGCCGCAACAUUCCAAGCACGAACCAGCUCUAUGACUCGGAGACACUUCGCCAGUCAGAGCUAGGCAACCUCAUGGGAUCUGGCUACACGACAUGCUUGUGGAGUCUGACCCGCGACGUUGAGCUACUACAUGCGAAGGUUUGCAGUUCCCGCUCAACCAGACCCAAGAUCGUCAUUGAGGCGGAGAUGUUCAUGAGCGAUCCCGAUGACUGGUCACUCCGAGUCCACGUUUGCGAGAAGCGGUUGGAGAUCAAGUUGAAGGACAAGUGGUUCACCCUACCUCAGAAGCGUUGGGGUCAGCUGUGA
Molecule: messenger RNA, 780 nt
Organism: Cyphellophora attinorum
Lineage: Eukaryota; Fungi; Ascomycota; Eurotiomycetes; Chaetothyriales; Cyphellophoraceae
Exons: 2
Coding region: 1-780 (259 amino acids)
Source: RefSeq, a predicted model, not a curated record